Molecule: messenger RNA, 1820 nt
Organism: Drosophila persimilis
Lineage: Eukaryota; Metazoa; Arthropoda; Insecta; Diptera; Drosophilidae
Gene: beat-Ia
Exons: 7
Coding region: 1-1233 (410 amino acids)
Source: RefSeq, a predicted model, not a curated record
AUGGAUCUCUGGCACUAUGUUAAAGUGGUUGUGAUCAAGCUAGCAAGUGCCCUAAGAGAUGUUCGGGUGCGAGUGCCACACGCAGUGCGGCGUGGAGAAAAGGGUAUUCUAAAAUGCUUCUACGACAUCGAGGACGACAGUCUGUACUCAGUGAAGUGGUAUAAAGGUAGACGCGAGUUCUACCGAUACACUCCCAAGGAGACGCCGCCCAUGAAGGUUUUUCAUUUUCCGGGUGUUAAAGUGCGUCGCGUAUCCUCGAACGAGAGCCAAGUGGUGCUGGAUGCGGUAACAAUGGCAACAUCCGGUAAAUACAGUUGUGAAGUUUCGGCGGAUGCGCCCUCAUUUCAUACAUUAAUAGCGGCUGCCGAAUUGGAGGUUAUUGAGACACCGCACAAUGCGCCAUUCAUAACGGGAAUACGUUCCCGAUACCGGGUCGGCGACAUAUUGCGAGGUAAUUGCACAUCGCGACACUCCCGGCCCGCGGCCAAUCUCACAUGGACAGUGAAUAAUGAAGAGGUGAAUCCCUCGCACGUGCGGCAUCACAAAAUCGUUGUGGAGACUCGCAACGAUAUGCAGACCUCCAUUGUGGGCAUCCACUUCGUGGUCACCGAUCAGCACUUCGACAACGGCAAGCUAAAGCUCCGGUGCAGUGCCCAGCUGCACGACGUGUACUGGAAGACCACCGAGAAGACCAUCCUCGAGGCGGAUCCAUUUACCAAGUACGGCAGCGGAGGGGCCAGCGGGAACCGCGUCAGCCCCGACGAGUUCUACGACCAGUACACGCACGAAGACGAGCAGUUCCACAGCAAGAAGAACAGCUAUCUGACACAGCUGCAGGGCGAAGAAGACGACGGAGCCGAAGGAGCGGAGGAUGGCGGCGCCGCCUGGCGGGGCGUGGGCUCGGGCUCGUCCAGCUGCUGUCCGAGUCAAUCUUUGGCAGUCAGUGGAUCGCUGCUGGCGGUGCUCGGCUGGACGCUAGGCAGGCAAUUAGUGUCGCAGUUGCAGGCGCUAACAAGCGGCGCCGGCAUUGCAGCAAGUGGCACAACCAGCAGCAACAGAAGGUGCACCAGCCACCGGACACAUUCCGGACACAUGCGGGUCAGCGCCACAAAGCAACGGCAGCGGCGGGUUCAUGGCCUCCGGGCGUCCGACUGCAGCUGGAGAGGAUGCACAAUCGGCAGGACCAACGACAGCAACAACAGCAGCAGCAGUUGCAUCAGGCAAUUAACAUGAUUCAAUUGUCAUGCAACUCUUGUGCCACAUUAUGGGGAGGGGGAGAUGAACGGGAUGCGAGAGUAGGGAGCGCGUUGGAGGGAAGAGCUGUAGCAAUACAUAUACCCGUAGAGAUGCCAGAAUGCGCAGAGCAGAGCAAAUGCGAUGCUGAGGAGGUUAGAGAUGUGAGAGUUCAGCCCUAGGCCAAGACCCAGAAGCAAAAGCAACCACUGCAAAAUGUAUCUAAAAUAUUUACACAUUCAUACACUAAGACACAAGACACUCGUUUCAGCUAGCUCAAAGUAACUUCGAAUGCAUUUAUGGCAUACAACAAAAAAAAUAUAUAUAUAAAGACACACAAAAGUGACCCAUUAUAAAGUAUGGGAGCUAUUUCAUAAAAAAUGCAGCGAAAUAUUUGUUCAUUUCUUCAUGAGACAAAAGGGGAAUCGAAGAGGUGUUUCCAAAAGGGGUUCCCAAAAACGGUAUAGAGUCCUUUUUGGAACCACAUCAAAACCGCUCCAUUUCAUCAAAUGAAGAAGAAAAAACGGAAAAUGUUGUGCUAAGCUUUUCACUUUCAGUUCUCUAUAAAAAUAUAUUUAUAUAUCAAA